AGCAGCUCUCUCUUCACAGCCAAGCAACCAUCCAUCGGUUCCUCAGCAAGUCGGUCGGUCGCUUUACCGAGCUAGAAAGGCACCAGCUGCUAGCUUCGAGCUCUUUGCAAUGGCCUCCGCCAAUGCUCUGCUCCUGCUCUUCUCGGCUGCCUUCUGCUUCCUCGCCCGGCGGGCCGCCGGCGACUAUGGCUCGUGGCAGAGCGCCCACGCCACCUUCUAUGGCGGCGGCGACGCGUCCGGCACAAUGGGCGGCGCGUGCGGCUACGGGAACCUGUACAGCACGGGGUACGGCACGAACACGGCGGCGCUGAGCACGGCGCUGUUCAACGACGGCGCGGCGUGCGGGUCGUGCUACGAGCUCAAGUGCCAGGACGUGAGCAGCUCCUGCCUGCCGGGCAGCAUCACCAUUACCGCCACCAACCUGUGCCCGCCCAACUACGCGCUGCCCAACGACGACGGCGGCUGGUGCAACCCGCCGCGCGCCCACUUCGACAUGGCCGAGCCGGCCUACCUCCAGAUCGGAAUCUACCGCGCCGGCAUCGUGGCCGUCGCCUACAGGAGGGUGCCGUGCGUGAAGAAGGGUGGGAUCAGGUUCACCAUCAACGGGCACUCCUACUUCAACCUGGUGCUGGUGACCAACGUGGCCGGCGCCGGCGACGUGCAGUCCGUGGCCAUCAAGGGGUCCAGCACCGGGUGGCAGGCCAUGGCCCGCAACUGGGGCCAGAACUGGCAGAGCAACGCGGACCUCGACGGCCAGAGCCUCUCCUUCCGGGUCACCCUCAGCGACGGCCGCACCGUCACCAGCAACAACGCCGCCCCCGCCGGCUGGUCCUUCGGCCAGACCUUCGAAGGAGCCCAGUUCUAGCGAGGUCGUCCGUGGACGGAUGGAUUGCAUUGGUUUGGAGCUUGAGCAAGAGAAGGAAACCUCUUCAUUAUAGUAAAGAAGAGGCCUUCGGCUAUUCCGAGGCUGCUGCUGAUCAGCACCCGCUUAGGCCUUCCCUUCUCU
Triticum dicoccoides is the source of this 1006-nucleotide messenger RNA. RefSeq names its product expansin-A2-like. Gene Ontology annotation, cellular component: extracellular region. Lineage: Eukaryota; Viridiplantae; Streptophyta; Magnoliopsida; Poales; Poaceae. The record is from RefSeq and is a predicted model, not a curated record. The transcript has 3 exons. Gene Ontology annotation, biological process: plant-type cell wall organization. The coding region runs from base 110 to 865 and encodes 251 amino acids.